AUAAUAACCGCUACACUGCAUUUACAUGCCCAGAGUCCUAUGCAUGAAAACCAUGUGUCCUGUAAUAAUAGGAAACGAGAACAUAUCCUCACCUCUUCGUGUACCGGGUGUUUCUGCCGCCCACACCGGGCGUGGAAAAGGCUUUGCUCCCGUGACCUGUCACGCAAUCAGCAAGCGGUCUAGAAAUACAAUUCCGACGGCCACAUUCGGCAACCCCUCAGUCGGUUCUCAUUAGAAGGAAAGGUAAGGAAAAGAGAAGGGAUAGCCUCAUCACGGAUCCUGCUCGCUCGAAGGUGCCGCCGCCUCCGAUCGCCAUGACCAUCCCCGAGGAGGAUAGCUCUCCCCCGCUGGAGGAAGGCCGUGCUCCAACUCGUGUCCGGACUUCUUCCGAGCAUCUCACCGACGACAUCCUGGUGGAGAUCCUCUCGCGCGUCCCAGCCAAGUCGCUUUGCCGCUUCAAGUGCGUCUCCCCGCACUGGCUGGGCCUCACCCAAGACCCCCACCACCGCAAGAAGCUUCCCCAAACCCUGACCGGAUUCUUCCACAGCGAGGACGGCAGCACAAGCGAGGAUCAUCGGCUCCUGGAAUCACCUGUCAAGUUCACCAAUCUCGGCGGGACCCAGCACCGCCCGCCGGUCGACACCUCCUUCGCCUUCCUGCCUGACAAGUACAAGCGCUUCGAUCUGCUGGAUUGCUGCAACGGCCUCCCUCCUCUUCCGCUGGUACGACGUCUCUGCCAAAGACGACCUUGAGUUCCGUUACCUCGUGUGCAAUCCUGCUACAGACAAGUGGGCUGCCUUGCCGGACUCUCACCAGGCGGCGGGCCUGAGCGCAGCUCUUUACCCUGAGGAAUCCAUCGUGCGCUUGGGCUUCGACCCGGUCGUGUCGCCGCAUUUCCAUGUGUUUGUAUUGGAGGACAAGCAACAUAUCUGGGACUCUUACCUCGCCACAAGGAGUUCGGUGUAUUCCUCUGAAAUCAGAGUGGCCAGAGUGGCAGUUUACUCGUCCAAGUCCGAAGGAUGGGUUCAUAAGCACAAGACUUGGGACACGUAUAUCAGCGUCACCGAACGUCAGUCAUCAACUGUCUUUCUCAAUGGCAAGAUGCACUUCCACGCCUAUGACCGUGAGCAAUCCUCCUUUUGUCUAGCUGCAGUGGACACCGAUGCGGAAACAUGGACCAACUUCGCUGUCCCCGGUGGUAUGAUUGAGGGUUUUAUUCGGCUGUCGCAGGGCUGCUUGCAUUAUGCCAAUUUACACAGAGGCGAAGAUGGUUUCUCCGACCGACUAGCAGUUUAUGUUCUCCAAGACUAUGAAAAGAAGGAAUGGAUAUUGAAGCAUAGAGUUGAUACUUUCGACCUAACCAAAAGUAAACAUGUUGUCUCUGAUGGAGGCUUUGAUUGGAUUGUGAUUCACCCGCAAUAUAACUUGAUCUACUUCACUCUGGGGUGGGAUUCCACAUUCAUCUGCUAUGAUAUGGAUCGUGCAAGUGAUCUGCGAUCUUGAAGAGUGCAAGAAGCCGUACCUGCCAUAUGUGCCGUUGUACGCAGAGUUACCAUCAUUGCCCAUGUGACAUCAAUAUGAGACUGCUUGUGCCUUUAUAAGUUGGGAAAAGGAAGAGUGAAUUCCCUUUUUUUUCC
Messenger RNA from Brachypodium distachyon (stiff brome), 1637 nucleotides. Its product is annotated as putative F-box protein At3g17490. The record is from RefSeq and is a predicted model, not a curated record. Gene Ontology annotation, molecular function: protein binding. The transcript is spliced from 2 exons. The coding region runs from base 315 to 752 and encodes 145 amino acids. NCBI's taxonomy places the organism in Eukaryota, Viridiplantae, Streptophyta, Magnoliopsida, Poales, Poaceae.